Messenger RNA from Erigeron canadensis, 1914 nucleotides. RefSeq names its product magnesium transporter MRS2-4. Gene Ontology annotation, molecular function: magnesium ion transmembrane transporter activity. The transcript is spliced from 4 exons. The coding region runs from base 374 to 1723 and encodes 449 amino acids. NCBI's taxonomy places the organism in Eukaryota, Viridiplantae, Streptophyta, Magnoliopsida, Asterales, Asteraceae. Gene Ontology annotation, biological process: magnesium ion transport. The record is from RefSeq and is a predicted model, not a curated record.
AAAAUAAAUGGAAUGAGUCGGGUACAGGCCGUCCAAAGUAGAACAAGCACACACCCCAUAUGACCCUGCCCUAACCAUUUCUUUCUCAUAGAAUCAAAUCAAUCAAUCAGUGACAAGAAGAAUCAAUCCUCCUCCAAAAUUAAUUUCUGUACUUUUAUGGAAGAAGAAGAAGAAUCUGAAGAACAUAAAGGCGGAGACGACGUCGUUUCUUCUCCCCAUCCACCUCCGCUCAUAUCCCCUUGAUUUCAUCGACACAUAAUUAAUUAAAUUAAUAUUACAUAAUUUCCAUACACAUAUAAACAUAUACAUAUCAUAGAGAAAAUAACAGAGGGGGUGAAAAAUAAAAAAAAUUACCGAGGAGGUGAGAUAGAGAAUGGGUAAAUCCAACCCAUUCUCGUUUCGCCGAAGCAACAGCAGCACAACCAGGCGACGCAAAACGACGUCGUUGAAGAAAUCAGGCGAGUCGCCGUUACUUCAACAACAACCGUCUCCGCCACCACCGCCACCGCUUGAGAAUGAGGAUUCGAAACAGACGAUGAUCACGAAACCGAAAAAGAAGGCGGUUGGAGCGAGGCUGUGGAUGAGGUUUGAUAAAAAUGGAGAAUCAGAAGUAUCAGAGUGUGAUAAAAAUACAAUUAUAAAAAGAACCGGAAUUCCUCCUAGAGAUUUAAGAAUCCUUGGCCCUAUUUUCUCUAAUUCUUCCAAUAUCCUUGCUAGGGAGAAGGCAAUGGUUGUUAAUUUGGAAUAUAUAAAGGCCAUAGUCACAGCAGAAGAAGUUCUUUUGCUUGAUCCUCUACGCCAGGAGGUUCUACCAUUUGUGGAUCAACUGAGGCAUCAACUUUCUCGCAAAACCCAUUCCAAUAAUUCUGGUACACGUCAGCUUGCUUUACGUGAUACGGAAUCAAACUUAUCAGCUUCUGGACGAUGGCUACCUGUUCCUGAAAACUCUGAAAGUUUGCAAGAAGAGCUUCCAUUUGAAUUCCAAGUUUUGGAAAUUGCAUUGGAGGUGGUGUGCACAUAUUUGGAUUCAAGUGUGGCUGAUCUUGAAAGGGAUGCAUAUCCUGUUCUAGAUGAACUGGCUAAGAAUGUCAGCACCAAGAAUCUUGAGCGUGUACGGAGUUUGAAAAGCAAUCUUACUCGUUUGCUUGCACGAGUACAAAAGGUAAGGGAUGAACUUGAACAUCUUCUUGAUGAUGAUGAAGAUAUGACACAGCUUUAUCUAACAAGGAAGUGGUUACAAAAUCAACAAAAUGAGGCGUUCUUGGGAGGUGUAGGUUCCGUAAGCAUCACAAAUGGUGCACACCAUUUAAGACGGCUUAGUUCUGUCAAGAGUGGAAGCAUGUUGACAAGUGCCAAUCAGAAUGAUGAUGAUGUUGAGGAUCUGGAGAUGUUGCUUGAGGCUUAUUUCAUGCAACUUGAUGGAACUCGUAACAAAAUCUUAUCGGUUCGUGAGUACAUCGAUGAUACAGAGGACUAUGUGAAUAUCCAACUGGACAACCAACGUAACGAGCUUAUUCAACUCCAGUUAACAUUAACCAUAGCAUCAUUUGCAAUAGCCUUCGAGACCCUGGUUGCUGGGUUAUUUGGCAUGAACAUCCCGUGUCAUUUAUAUUACAUGAACGGGGUAUUCGAGCCUUUUGUUGGAGGUCUUACAGCCGUUUCUCUUAUGCUUUUUCUGCUGCUUCUUGGAUACGCUAGAUGGAAGAAGCUGCUCGGUUCUUAAUAAGUGAAAGUCAACCCCUCUGCAAAAAGAAAUCAACUCAAAAUUGUAUCUGUAUUGUUGGAAAUAUCUUUGGGUUUUGAAUUUGUGUAGGUUGCUGCAUUACAUGUAUCAUGGUGAUGUUACAUUUGAUGAUAAUGAUUAUUGCAACUACAAGUUAUUGAUGAUUUAGUUUGCCUCUUUCUCUUUUAAAA